CGUUCCGUUCCCAAAAACGUCAAGCACAGUAAAACUGGAAUAGAACAAAGUUGGCCUUAGACAUACUGAUAUAAACUAGGUUUUGCGUCCCCCUUUGGCUUAACUAAGGAUUUGGGAUGUAGCUGAUCCUAGAUCGGUUCUUACAUCCCUCGGGCAACUUAUACCUGGAGCUGAAACUAAAAAACAAGUCAAGUGGUUGUAGCCUACUUCCGUGUUUUCUUUUAAACGAAAUAGCUCCAUAUACACACAAGAAAAAGAAGAAACACAACCAUGACUUUCCUUCGAAGGUUUGCGAUAAGGCACUGCUCUCUCUCCCGCGGCUUGGGUGCUCUAUCCCCGGCGUCUCUUGGCUCGGUAACGUUACACCGUCUGGGAGUGGAAAAGCUGCCCAGCCGAGGACGCCCUUUCACGGGGCACAAUGACACACACACAAGCUGGCUACACACCGAGACGCCAGAGUCCGUAGAAGUGGAUCUAAAGCGACUAGAUGGAGAGGACACUGGUAUAGCUGAGGUGUUGAUGUGCCGUCAGAAGGCAAAGAACGCUCUGGGCCGUGUGUUUGUCUCUCAGAUGAGGGAGCUGGUGUCCUCUCUACACCAUGACACAGCUGUGAGAGUGGUGGUCUUCAGGAGUCUGGUACAAGGGGUCUUCUGUGCAGGAGCUGAUCUGAAGGAGAGAGCUGAGAUGAACCACUCUGACUCCGAUCUGUUUGUUCACGGCCUGCGCUCACUCAUGACUGAGAUUGCCUUGUUGCCCAUGCCGACGGUUGCUGCGGUGGAUGGCUUCGCCCUUGGAGGGGGUCUGGAGCUGGCGCUCGCCUGUGACCUUCGAACAGCUGCCAACUCUGCACAGAUGGGUCUGAUUGAGACAACACGGGGGCUGCUCCCAGGGGCGGGGGGCAGUCAGAGGCUGCCCAGAGCGGUGGGCUUUGCCCUGGCCAAAGAGCUGAUCUUCACCGGCAGGAGAGUGGAUGGACAGAGGGCUGUGGACAUGGGGCUGGUCAACAGAGCUACCGAGCAGAAUUCAGACGGAGACGCUGCCUAUAGAGAGGCACUGAGUCUGGCUAGAGAGAUACUACCACAGGCUCCCAUUGCUGUGAGGAUGGCUAAGGAGGCUAUGAACAGAGGCAUGGAGGUGGACAUCACAUCAGGGAUGGCCAUAGAGAGGAUGUGUUACGCCAGGGUGAUCCCGACAAGAGACAGACAGGAGGGGAUGGCUGCCUUUAUAGAGAAGAGACCCCCACGCUACACUGGAGAGUAACACACAUGGAGACUGCUAUUGUGAUUGUACACAAACCUAAUUUUCAUUCCUUUAAUAAAGUGUUUUUCAACUGCAGUUGUAAUAUUUUA
Oncorhynchus kisutch (coho salmon) is the source of this 1349-nucleotide messenger RNA. It is a transcript of the gene echdc2, whose product is annotated as enoyl CoA hydratase domain containing 2. Lineage: Eukaryota; Metazoa; Chordata; Actinopteri; Salmoniformes; Salmonidae. Gene Ontology annotation, biological process: fatty acid beta-oxidation. Gene Ontology annotation, molecular function: catalytic activity. Gene Ontology annotation, cellular component: mitochondrion. The transcript has 10 exons. Bases 271 to 1260 code for a protein of 329 amino acids. The record is from RefSeq and is a predicted model, not a curated record.